Molecule: messenger RNA, 1491 nt
Organism: Hemicordylus capensis (graceful crag lizard)
Lineage: Eukaryota; Metazoa; Chordata; Lepidosauria; Squamata; Cordylidae
Gene: APOH
Product: apolipoprotein H
Exons: 8
Coding region: 52-1089 (345 amino acids)
Source: RefSeq, a predicted model, not a curated record
GAGGCAAAAUUUGAGUGUCAACUCAUUUGGGCAGUCUGUGUUCCAGCAGCAAUGUUGCCUGUCCCACUGAUCUUAUGGAUGGUUGCCCUGGCCCACACUGUUGCAGGACGUGCUUGUCUGAGGCCACCUGAAAUACUGUUGGCUGCUGUUGAUGUAAUCAAGGAAGAAUAUCACACAGGAGAGGAAAUUACAUACACUUGCAACCCUGGUUAUGUUCCUCAGUCAGGCCAAAGGAGAUAUACAUGCCCUUGGUCUGGUAAAUGGCCUAUCGUUACACUGAGAUGUGUACGAAAGAUAUGUCCCUACCCUGGACCCCUGAGAAAUGGAAUUAUACAUCAUACAAGUUUCUACUACCAGGAUGUUGUAACUUUUUCAUGUGAACCUGGGUAUAUUCUUCAAGGACCUAAAACCAGUCAAUGUCUGGCAAAUGGACAAUGGAGUGGAAAGCUACCAGAAUGCCAACCUGUGAUUUGUCCUCCACCUCCAGUUUCUGAAUUUGGAGCCCUUUCUUACCGUAACCUUAAUCCUGGAAACAUAACAGUCUUCCAAGAUGUAGUCAAAUUUGAAUGUUUGCCGCCUCUUGCACUGAUUGGAAAUGAAAUAGCUACAUGUUUGGCCAAUGGGACUUGGAGUGAGCUACCAGAAUGCAUAUCUGUACAAUGUCCAUACCCAGAAGAAAUAGAAAAUGGAUUUAUAAACUUUGCUCUUCACAGAACAUAUAACUAUAAUGAUAAAGUGACCUAUGGCUGUAAUCCUACAUAUGUGCUAGAUGGAGCUGUGGAUUCCACAUGUGAAAAAACAGGCUACUGGUCAAAAAAACCAACAUGCAGAGCACCAUGUAAGAUACCAGUUAAAAGAGCUACAGUGUUAUACAAUGAGCAGAGAGUAAAGGUACAGGACCAUCUCCAGCAAGGAAUACAGCAUGCUGAGAUGAUCUGGUUUUUCUGCAAAAACAAAGAACAGCACUGCAGUUAUACUGUACCUGCUCAGUGUCUCGAUGGCAAUUUCCAGGUCCCUGCCUGUUUUGAAGACCGUGGAUGGUUUAUAUCCAUAUUCAAGACUGAUGUUGCAGACCUGACACCAUGUUAGAAUGCCAGUUGAACUGAAGAGAAUGUCUCCAUGUUUUGAGGUGGCGGGAGAUGGCUAAAUGGAGCAGAAUCCUUCCUAAAUCUGAGCUGCAAUAUGGGCUUAUCAGUCCCAGCAUAUACUAAACUGCCUUUUUAAUAGCAAUUUGUCACAACUGCAUUUAAAUUAUUUGGUAUUGUACUAUUUUCUUAUUACUUUGAAAGAUACAUGCUCAGCUUGCUUACAGGGUACACACAGAGGGGUCAAUAUACCCUCAAUGCAUUUACCAGAAAUACAUAAGCCAGCAGUAGCACUUUUGAUAUGACCAGGUUAAUUACUUUUAGGUUGCAACUGUUUGGGCAAAUCAGUUUCAGCUUUGCUGUAAUUAAACAAUAUUGUGGAGUAAUGAACACUUUUAAACAAGAA